Molecule: messenger RNA, 2118 nt
Organism: Rhinichthys klamathensis goyatoka
Lineage: Eukaryota; Metazoa; Chordata; Actinopteri; Cypriniformes; Leuciscidae
Gene: ggt5b
Product: gamma-glutamyltransferase 5b
Exons: 11
Coding region: 20-1786 (588 amino acids)
Biological process (GO): leukotriene D4 biosynthetic process; glutathione catabolic process; inflammatory response
Cellular component (GO): plasma membrane
Molecular function (GO): glutathione gamma-glutamate hydrolase; leukotriene-C(4) hydrolase activity
Source: RefSeq, a predicted model, not a curated record
AUCACGCGCUGAUCAAAUCAUGGGCAAAUCUCAGUCGAGACGCUGCUGCCUGUGCGUACUCGCUUUACUGUCCUCUGUUGCAAUUAUCCGCAUUUGCAUAAUUUUAGCAACCAAACAGAGAUGCGCCUUCACAAACGCUGCUGUUGCUGCGGACUCUCUCAUGUGCUCCGAUGUCGGAAGGGACAUGCUGGUUCAGGGGGGCUCGGCAGUGGACGCAGCCAUCGCAGCGCUGCUCUGCACUGGACUGGUCAACCCACAGAGCAUGGGCUUGGGUGGAGGGGCCAUCUUUACCAUCAUGGACAAAACAGGCAAAGUGAAAAUCAUCAGCUCAAGAGAAACGGUCCCAAAAAAUGUCAGAGCGGAUUUGCUGAAUAAGUGUUCGAAAAAACUGGCGUUUGAAACAGGAAGUCACUGGAUAGGCGUACCAGGAGAAAUCCGUGGCUAUGAACGGGCUCAUCAGUUGUAUGGAAAGCUGCCCUGGGCCAAACUGUUCGAGCCCUCCAUCAAGCUUGCACGAGAGGGAUUCCCCAUGCCAGUCUUCCUCUGUCAAUUUUUGCAAAUGAUUAAGCAGACAAAUUAUAGCGAACAGCUCAUUUACGACUCUGGACUCUGUGAACUGUUCUGCCACAAGAACAAGACAUUUUUUGGCCCAGGGGACAUCCUGAAGUUCCCCCGGCUUGCAGAAACCUUGGAAACUAUUGCCAAAGAAGGAGCCGAUGCCUUUUACACUGGAAAAAUCGCCAAGGAUUUAAUACAGGAUGUACAAGCGAGAAAUGGAACAUUAUCAUUAGAAGAUCUGAGCACUUUUAAGGUCAGAGAGAGUGAUGCGUGGACAGUCCAAAUAGGAGACUAUAAGAUGCACUUCCCUCCUCCACCAGCAGGGGGAGCGAUACUCAGCUUUAUCCUGAAACUAAUGCAUGAGUUCGGGCUCUCUCCAGCCUCCAACCAUGGAGACCAGAAAACCUUGACUUUGCAUCGCUUCCUAGAGGCGGUUAAGUUUGCAAAUGGACAGAAGUGUAACCUCAAAGACCCCCUCUUCAACUCCAAUAUGACGUACAUCACAGAUGAGAAGUUCAUCCAGAGUAUCAGGGCUCUGAUCACUGACCGCCACACGCACGACCCCUCUUACUACAACAUCGCCCCAUCAGUCGACCGCUUUGGCACCACACAUGUUUCAGUGAUGGCAGCAGAUGGCACUGCUGUUUCAGUCACCAGCACCAUCAACCACAUGUUUGGGUCAGCUGUUUACUCUCCUAAAACGGGUAUCAUCCUCAACAACGAGCUUGCUGACUUCUGCGGCCGAGCAGAUAACAUCAAACCAGGUGAAGAUCCUUCUCCAACUAUAUCUUAUAACAUUUUGCAUGUCUUGAGAUUUCAUGUCACCAUAUUGUCUUUUGCUCUCUCUCUCUCUCCAGGCGAACAGCCUCCCUCCUCGAUGGCUCCUGCCAUCCUGCAGUCGGUGUCCCAGCAGAAGACUCUGGUGAUUGGUGGAUCAGGAGGAAGUAUGAUCACCACAGCCAUGGCCCUGUCCAUUAUGAACCACUUGUGGUUUGGGAUGAACCUUAACGAAUCUAUCGCUGCUAAAAUAGUAUUUGUGGACACCAACAAUAAUCUCAACUUUGAGAAAGGAUACAACGAAUCCCUUAUUAAGGCAAUGAAGGCGCUCGGACACAAAGAGAAGCACAACUCAUACUUUUUCAAUGUGGUCAAUGGCAUAUCGAAAGAAGGACAGUGCAUCAGUGCCGUAUCUGACGCCAGGAAGCACGGCAGGUCGGCGGGAUACUGACCCUGCCUCUGUUUGUGCCGUCAGCUGUUAGAGAUGUGGUGAUUCAUCAGGUUCGGGAGGAAGUGAGGUUGGAAGCAAAGGGUCAGCGCUCCCUUUCAGCGACGCCUGUACACAUCAUAAAUUCAAACGCGGGGUGAUUGUGCACUGGGGUGUACGCUGUUACCGUCCAUGUCCACUUUUUUUGGACUCUUACAAAAGAGAAUUACUGUAAGAUUUGGGUGCAAAUGAAUAUGUCUUGUAUGGAUUGGGAAGACCGGGGCUAGUUGUCACGUGGAGGAAGUUGAUCACAAGGGCAAUAUCUCAGAAACCCCAUUGUGAUACGUUUAAACAAG